AUGUCCGGCCCCAGGAUUGACGUACCCCGGCGACUCCGGCGCGCCAUCCUACUCAACGACCUCGCGCUUGUCCAACGCAUAAUCCGCAACAACCACAAGUACCUUCGUAACCCCGACUUCGACGACCGUUCCAACACGUCGCUGCACCUCGCCGCACAGCAUGGCUUCACAACCAUCGCUGAAUACCUCGUCGACGCGGGCCACGAAGACGGAAUGAUAAGCCGUAACAACGACUGGGAAACACCCCUGAUGCUCGCUGCCUCUGCCGGGAAAGAAGAAUGCGGCGUCUACCUCGCCAAACGCUUUCCCGAAGCCGUAGACUGGAAGAACAAAGCCGGUCUCGACGCGUUGAUGCUGGCGUGUAAAUCUGGUUCGGGGACGCUACACCUCAUCCCCACGUUGAUUCUCCACGGACCCAGUAUACUCUCCGCGAGCGACGCGCAGGGGAACACAGCGCUGCAUCAUGCUUCUGCGGCAGGGGAGCUCAAGGCACUUAGGAUGUUACUACAGUAUGGAGCAAAUCCGCUGGCGAGUAAUUGUUAUAGUUGGACACCAGUCCAUUACUCGGCCACAACGGCUGCGGAGGCGUAUUUCAAGACUCUCAUCAUCGAGUUUGAGAAGAAGAAGGCGGAAGGGAAACGCGCGGUCAAGGAGAGAGAACGGCAGCGUACUGCGGGUGUUAGGCUGGUUACUGAUACCGAGGGUUUAGGAAGCGCGAAUACAACCACGCAAGAGGGCAGGGCUUCUGUCGAAAGCACUAGACAGAGGGUAAGGGAUGAUGCGGCGAUUGCUGGGUUGCCGGCACCCGGUAUGAUGGAUUGGAGUCCUGUAGAGAAGAGGAGGGCUAUGACGCCUACGGAGGGGAGGGGGUGGACAUUUACACCUGAUGGGAUGAGGCCGAGGGCCGAGACGGGCGAGUCUAUAUAA
Molecule: messenger RNA, 927 nt
Organism: Alternaria atra
Lineage: Eukaryota; Fungi; Ascomycota; Dothideomycetes; Pleosporales; Pleosporaceae
Exons: 1
Coding region: 1-927 (308 amino acids)
Molecular function (GO): protein binding
Source: RefSeq, a predicted model, not a curated record